GGAGAGAGAGAGACAUAGGGAGGGUGAUGGAGGCUACAGCGAUGGGGUCAGACGUGGGUCCUCCAACAUGGCGGCAGCGUCGUACGACCAGCUGCUGAGGCAGGUGGAGGUUUUGAAGAUGGAGAACUCCAAUCUGCGACAGGAGCUGCAAGACAACUCCAACCACCUGACCAAACUGGAGACCGAGGCCUCGAACAUGAAGGAAGUGCUGAAGCAGCUGCAGGGCACCAUAGAAGAAGAGUCUGGAGAGGCGUCAGGCUGUCAGCUGGAGCUCAUCGAAAGACUGAAAGAGAUGAGCCUGGACUCUGCAGGUUUUAAGCCCAGGUUGAGGUCUCCCCUGCCCCCCUCGUCCUCCUCCAGCUCGGCCUCUUCAGCUUGCGGAGCUCCUGGAGGAGCGGCUGGAAGCUCCGGAGCUCAAGGCCCCCCGACAACCGCUGCCUUCCCCAGGAGAGGGUUGCCAUCUGCGGGCAGAGACAGCCACGACCGGUGCCUGGAGGAGCUGCAGAAGGAGAGAUCUCUCCUAUUGGCUGAGCUGGAGAAGGAGGAGAAGGAGAAGGACUGGUACUACGCUCAGCUGCAGAAUCUCACCAAGAGGAUCGACAGUCUGCCGCUCACUGAAAACUUCACUCUGCAGACGGAUAUGAGUCGUCGUCAGCUGGAGUUUGAAGCUCGUCAGAUCCGUUCAGCCAUGGAGGAACAGUUGGGCUCCUGUCAGGAGAUGGAGAGGAGAGCUCAGGCUCGUGUGUCUCGUAUUCAGCAAAUAGAGAAGGACAUCCUGAGGCUGGGAGUUCGCCUGCAGGUAGAUGAAGGUCAGGGGGUGAGUGACAGCAGCGGAUUGGCCGGAGCUCAGAGCUCCAGCAGCCGAUUGGACCAUGAGCCGGCCAGUGAGGCGGGCUACUCUGUGCCUCGACGAAUCACCAGCCACCUGGGAACCAAGGUGGAGAUGGUGUACAGUCUUCUGUCCAUGCUGGGGACGCACGAUAAAGACGACAUGUCGCGGACGCUGCUCGCCAUGUCAAGCUCACAGGACUCGUGCAUCGCCAUGCGUCAGUCAGGCUGUCUGCCGCUGCUCAUUCAGCUGCUGCACGGCAACGACAAGGACUCCCUGUUGCUAGGUAACUCUCGCGGCAGCAAAGAGGCUCGUGCGCGGGCGUCGGCGGCGCUGCACAACAUAGUUCACAGCCAGCCCGACGAUAAAAGAGGCCGGCGCGAGAUCAGGGUGCUCCACCUGUUGGAGCAGGUGCGUCAUUACUGUGAGGCGUGCUGGACCUGGCAGGAGAACCACGAGAGGGGCGUGGACCAGGAGGAGAACCCCAUGCCAUCUCCGGUGGAGCAUCAGAUCUGUCCGGCGGUCUGCGUCCUCAUGAAGCUGUCCUUUGACGAAGAACACCGGCACGCCAUGAACGAGCUCGGAGGUCUGCAGGCGGUGGCAGAGCUGCUGCAGGUGGACUGUGAGAUGUUCGGUCUGAGCAGCGAUCAUUACAGCGUCACGCUGCGGCGAUACGCCGGCAUGGCGCUCACCAACCUCACCUUUGGAGACGUGGCCAAUAAGGCCACGCUGUGCUCCAUGAAGGGCUGUAUGAGAGCGAUGGUGGCUCAGCUCAAGUCUGACAGUGAAGACCUGCAGCAGGUGAUAGCAAGCGUGCUGAGGAACCUGUCGUGGCGUGCUGAUGUCAACAGUAAGAAGACGCUGCGCGAGGUCGGUAGCGUGCGAGCACUAAUGGGCUGUGCUCUUGAGGUCCAGAAGGAAUCGACUCUGAAGUCUGUACUGAGCGCGCUCUGGAACCUGUCGGCGCACUGCACAGAGAACAAGGCGGAUAUCUGCGCCGUGGACGGCGCUCUGGCGUUUCUGGUGGGAACACUGACACACCGCAGCCACACCAACACGCUCGCCAUCAUCGAGAGCGGCGGCGGCAUCCUGCGCAACGUCUCCAGCCUUAUCGCCACCAACGAGGCACACAGGUAAACAACCUGUAACGGG
This is a messenger RNA of Micropterus salmoides (largemouth bass), 1981 nucleotides long. Its product is annotated as adenomatous polyposis coli protein-like. Bases 68 to 1966 code for a protein of 632 amino acids. The record is from RefSeq and is a predicted model, not a curated record. NCBI's taxonomy places the organism in Eukaryota, Metazoa, Chordata, Actinopteri, Centrarchiformes, Centrarchidae. Gene Ontology annotation, cellular component: catenin complex; beta-catenin destruction complex; cytoplasmic microtubule. The transcript is spliced from 16 exons. Gene Ontology annotation, molecular function: beta-catenin binding; microtubule binding; gamma-catenin binding. Gene Ontology annotation, biological process: regulation of cell differentiation; positive regulation of protein catabolic process; cell fate specification.